Molecule: messenger RNA, 1102 nt
Organism: Aegilops tauschii subsp. strangulata
Lineage: Eukaryota; Viridiplantae; Streptophyta; Magnoliopsida; Poales; Poaceae
Source: RefSeq, a predicted model, not a curated record
GCCGGCGGCCCCUAACCUCUUCUCCUCUCCCUGGCGACUGGCGAGGGAGGAUCCAGAUCCACUCGAUCGUGGCUGCGGCGGCCACGCACCGGCAGAGGAAUCCUCCUCCUCCGACACCAUCGCCUACGCGCCCUCCUCCUUCAACCCCCUAGUCCCCUGCCGCGUCCAGCCUCCACAUACACCCCUCCUCGCGCCCGACCGAAAGCCUAGCCAGCGGGCGGCCAUGGCGGACGAAGCUGCCGCACGCCGGAGGUGCAGCGCAGGCCUCUCUCCUCCAAGACCCUGACAAUGUUUGCUUGGUGUGUGGAGAGGGCCAAAGGACAAGAUGCUUCAAUCCGGCGAGGACAGAGCCAAAGGACCAAAGUUUGUUCAUCUGUUGCCAAGUUUGGUACCAUCCCGUGGGGAGGGCCAGGGACAAGCUGCUCCGAUCCGGCCAGGAUGCCCACCAUCUAUUGUUGCCAAGGCCUUGAGGUUAAGCCUAACCAGUCCGUCAAUGUUUCACCUGAUGACGAGCACUUUCUCCAUCUCUCCCAGGGUGCCCUUGGUGAAGUGAAGAAGGAUGACAAGGCAACCAUGUUCGUCAAGAUCGGCGACCAGAAGUUAGCCAUCAGGACCCUCUCUACUGACAAGUUCCCUCAGAUUCAGUUCGACCUCGUCUUUGAGAAGGAGUUUGAGCUGUCACACAAUUCCAAGACAUCCAGCCUGCUAAGGGAGAUGAAUAUCCUUUUCUAUAGUAGUAAGAAUGUGUCUUCUUCUUCUUACGUCAAGUACACAUUUACAUGUCUUAUGUACAAUACUACUUGAGUCUUGUUUCCUUGAGCUGCCUUUUCUCCUGCUUCCAUGAUGGAUUUUUAUUCCGAGGAUGAAUCUAAGGAGGAGGAAGAGAAGAUCAUCCCAGCACUCACCAAGGAAAAUGGAGCUCUAGGCUGAAGAAUUUGGAUGAUGGGAAGGCUUCAUCUUUGUAGCUAAUUAUAUGUUCGUGCGUGAUUAAAAAUAUGUACUGGUUGUAAUAUACUACUACAUAGCAGUACUUUUGAAGCUGUUCUAAAUUCUUGGAUGAUGUGAACUAUGGCAUGCUUGUAAUAUAUAUAUAGGACGCCCA